Molecule: messenger RNA, 4521 nt
Organism: Candidula unifasciata
Lineage: Eukaryota; Metazoa; Mollusca; Gastropoda; Stylommatophora; Geomitridae
Source: the annotation of a GenBank genome assembly
AUGACGAUUCUACGUCUACUAAAUGUGUCCUCAACACUAAAAACUAGAGCAGUGGGGUCAGUUUUGGCCACCCAAAGCAACAAAUAUGAAUAUAUAAGCCAGCGGUCAGCCACGUCUGAUUCCAAAAAGCCAAUCAAAGCACACCUUAUUCUAAAGAAUGGAAAGAAAAUGACAGGAAUAUCAUUUGGUAAACCUGUUUCUUGUGCUGGGGAAAUUGUAUUCAACACUGGGCUUGUUGGUUACCCAGAAGCACUGACAGAUCCAAGCUACAAAGGUCAGAUGUUAGCUUUGACGUAUCCGAUCAUUGGGAAUUAUGGGGUACCUUGCACCAAAGAAAAAGAUGAAUAUGGGCUGCUAAAAAAUGUGGAGUCAGAAAAAAUUCAGGUAUCAGGAUUAUUGGUUCAAGAUUAUUGUCACAAGCCAAGCCAUUGGAAUUCUGUGAAAACCCUGUCAGAGUGGCUAAAUGAGGAUGGGGUUCCAGCCCUCUAUGGUAUUGACACCAGAAUGAUCACAAAAAUUGUCCGAGAUGAAGGCAACGUGCUUGGGAAAAUCGAGUUUGAUGAUUCUCCAAUUGAUUUCCAAGAUCCUAAUCUGAGAAACCUUAUUAAAGAAGUCUCCAGAACUGAUAUUCAGUACUAUGGGAAAGGAAACUCAGUUAAAAUUCUUGCAGUGGAUUGUGGGAUCAAACAGAACAUGAUCAGACAUCUUGUUGCGCAUGGUGCUGAGGUCAAGGUUGUACCGUGGGAUUAUGACUUUUCUGAGGAGCCCUAUGAUGGACUGUUUAUAUCGAAUGGGCCUGGCGACCCAGCUUUAGCAGUAGACAUAAUCUCCAAUCUCCGCAAAGUGAUACAAAACAGAGAUGAGCCUGUGUUUGGUAUCUGCAUGGGGAACCAGUUGGUAGCUCUCUCAGCCGGAGCCUCAUGCUACAAGCUUCCUCUGGGAAACAGAGGUCACAACCAGCCAGUGGUGAACAUGCUAAGUGGGGAGGCUUUCAUCACCUCACAGAACCACGGCUACGCUGUCGACAGCAACACUUUACCUCCAGACUGGCAGGUUCUCUUUGUCAAUGCUAAUGACAAGUCUAAUGAGGGAAUCAUGCACAAGACCAAGCCGAUCUUCACUGCCCAGUUCCACCCCGAAGCCUGGGGUGGGCCCACAGAUACACAGUUCCUCUUUGACUACUUCAUGGAACUGAUCAAACAAAAGAAGACUUCCCUCCAUCAGAUCAUUCAACCCAAGAAACAUACUAACAAAAUGGCUGAUGUAUCCAAAGUGCUUGUUCUGGGCAGCGGUGGCUUGUCCAUCGGGCAGGCUGGGGAGUUUGACUACAGCGGAUCUCAAGCUAUCAAAGCUCUAAAGGAGGAGAAUAUCAAAGUGAUCUUGAUGAACCCGAACAUUGCCUCAGUACAGACAAAUGCUGAAGGAGAGAAGCAGGCGGAUACUGUCUACUUCCUGCCGAUCCAGCCAGAUUUUAUCAAGCAGGUCAUUGAGAAGGAGCGACCAGAUGGAAUCUUACUGUCUAUGGGUGGCCAGAUUGCCCUUAAUUGUGGUCUAGAGCUGGAGAAACAGGGAGUUUUCAAAGACUACAGCAUUCAAGUGUUGGGAACUCAGAUCCCAAGUAUCGAAGCCACAGAGGAUAGGCAGAUAUUUGCAGACAGGUUGAAGGAAAUCGAUGAGAAGCUGGCACCAAGCUUUGCCGUUCACACAACUGAAGAUGCAGCUGAGGCAGCAACAAGAAUCGGCUAUCCUGUCAUGUUGCGUGCUGCAUUUGCUCUGGGAGGACUGGGGUCUGGUGUCGCCAACAAUGAAAAGGAACUGCGUCAGAUUGCUAACAAGGCAUUUGCCAUGACCACUCAGCUUUUGGUGGAGCAGUCACUUCUUGGGUGGAAGGAAGUGGAGUAUGAGGUUGUCAGAGAUGCGUUUGAUAACUGUAUUACGGUGUGCAACAUGGAGAACCUAGAUCCUCUAGGCAUUCAUACAGGUGAUUCUAUUGUUGUGGCACCAAGUCAGACGCUGUCCAACAGAGAGUACCACAUGCUGAGAGAAACUGCACUCAAAGUUGUUCGCCACUUUGGAAUUGUGGGAGAAUGCAACAUUCAGUAUGCUCUUCAUCCAGAAUCCUUAGAAUACUGCAUCAUUGAAAUUAAUGCCAGAUUGUCCAGAAGUUCUGCUUUGGCUUCUAAAGCCACAGGAUAUCCUUUAGCAUUUGUAGCUGCCAAACUGGCCCUGGGUAAGGAUCUGCCAGGAUUAGUCAAUUCGACAACCCAAAUGACCAGUGCCUGUUUUGAGCCCAGUUUGGACUACAUUGUCACCAAAAUUCCCCGAUGGGACUUGGACAGAUUUCAGUACACCAGCAGAGAUAUCGGCAGUUCAAUGAAAAGUGUUGGAGAGGUAAUGGCUAUAGGUCGAACAUUUGAAGAGAGCCUACAGAAAGCGUUAAGGAUGACACAUCCAUCAGUUGCAGGAUUCUCUGCGACCCUGCCAGCAGGCAAAGACUACCCAGAUACUUUUAACAUUGAUGACAAUCUGAGAGUUCCCAACAACAUUCGAAUCCACACCAUUGCCAAGGCAUUCCAUGCUGGCUACACCGUGGAUGAUGUGUACAAGUUGACCAAAAUUGAUAAAUGGUUCUUGUAUAAACUGAAACACUUGUGUCAGGUGGAAAAUCUGCUCAAGCAAACUCCCAGAGAUAAUAAUUCAGAGGCUUUAAAAAUGGCCAAAGAGAAAGGAUUUUCUGACCGACAAAUUGCCAAAAUGUGGAACCUUUCUGAAAUGGACAUUCGCAAAAGGAGACAUGAACUGGACAUUCGACCCUGGGUCAAACAGAUUGAUACGAUGGCGGCAGAAUAUCCAGCACGGACCAACUACCUUUACUACACAUACAAUGGCUUGGAACAUGAUAUAGAUUUUAACAGCCAUGGGGUUAUGGUUCUUGGAUGUGGACCAUAUCACAUCGGCAGCUCUGUAGAGUUUGACUGGUGUGCUGUGUCAUGUAUAAGAGCUUUGCGGCAGAUGGGCCAUCAAACAGUUGUUGUCAAUCACAACCCAGAAACAGUCAGCACAGAUUUUGACGAGUGUGAUCGCUUGUAUUUUGAAGAGCUCUCCCUGGAAAGAGUGCUGGAUAUUUACGAGAAUGAGCAAUGCAAAGGUGCCAUCGUAUCAGUUGGAGGUCAGAUCCCCAACAACCUUGCCCUUCCUCUGUAUAAAAAUGGUGUCAAGGUCUUAGGAACCAGCCCCAAUAUGAUUGACAAUGCAGAAAAUCGGAGUGUGUUCUCCGCAAUUUGCGAUGAUUUAAAAAUCAAACAGCCAGAAUGGAGAGCAGUUUCAUCGAUGGAAGAAGCCAUUGAUUUUGCAGCUUCUGUUGGCUAUCCUUGUUUAUUGCGGCCAUCUUACAUCCUUUCAGGGUCUGCCAUGAAUGUAGCCUACUCACCAAAAGAACUGCACACGUAUCUGCGUGAGGCCACUCAAGUGUCCAGUGACUACCCUGUGGUCAUCACCAGAUUCUACACUGGAUACCGUGAGGUGGAGAUGGACGCAGUUGCUAAUGAGGGCAAGGUGAUCUGUCAUGCCAUCUGUGAACAUGUAGAGAAUGCAGGUGUGCACAGUGGAGAUGCUACCUUGAUGAUGCCUGCUCAGACUUUGCAAGAGGAGGCUAUUCACAUAGUAAAAGAUGUGACAGCCAGAAUAGCCAGCAGAUUUGCAAUCACUGGACCAUUCAAUAUACAGUUCCUGGCCAGGGACUCGGAUGUCAAGGUUAUUGAGUUGAAUCUCAGAGCUUCCAGAUCCUGCCCAUUUGUUUCCAAAACAAUUGGAACAGAUUUCAUUGCCCUAGCAACCAAAGUGAUGAUGAAUGAAAAAGUUGAGAAUGAACAGGAUCUGCCAACUUUAGACAAUCCUCAUGAUCCAACAAGUUAUGUUGGAAUUAAGGCACCCAUGUUCUCAUGGCCACGACUAAAAGAUGCUGAUCCUUUAUUAAAGUGUGAGAUGGCUUCAACAGGAGAGGUUGCCUGCUUUGGCCGCACAAAAUACACAGCUUUUCUAAAGGCUAUGAUGUCUGCUGGAUUCCGUCUGCCACCAAAAGGAGGCAACAUCCUGGUUGGAGCUCAGAAGAGUUACUAUCCUUUCUUUCUUCCAUUUGCCAAACAGCUUAGCCAAAAAGGCUUUCAGAUUUUCGCUACAGAGCGGACAGCAGAAUAUUUAAUUCAACAUUACAUUCAUGCCACCCCAGUCAGCUGGACAGCUCAGGAUGAGGGACAGUUGCCUUCUCCAAUCAAGCUUAUCCAAGAAAAGAAAAUUGACUUAGUCAUCAAUUUGCCGAACCAGAAGACACAGUACAUUCAUGACAACUACUUGAUCAGACGGGCGGCUGUUGAUGCAGGCAUACCACUAAUCACCAACUUUGAGGUGGCAAAACUGUUUGUGGAAGCUCUUGAUUACCAGAAAGACUUGCAAGCCUUGAGUUUGUUGGACUAUCGUAAAACACCCAGAGAAAAGCGACCCAAGAUUGAAUCAGCAGUAUAA